AACAAGGCAGACACCCACAUCCACGCCCCGCAGUACCCCAACACGGGGCUCUUCGGCAGCGCGACCCUCCUCGACUGGCUGCAGACCUACACGUUCCCGAUGGAAGCCUCCUUCGCCAGCCCGGCCGCGCUGCCGGGCCUGCCCCCGCCCACCGCCUACCGCGCCUACUCGCAGGUCAUCGCGCGGACGCUGAGCCACGGCACGACGACCGCCGCCUACUACGCGACGAUCCACGUGCCCGCGACGAACCUCCUGGCCAGCCUCGCGCACCAGCGCGGCCAGCGCGCCCUGAUCGGCCGCGUCUGCAUGGACAACCCGUCGACGUGCCCGAGCACGCUGAUCGACGAGUCCCCCGAGGCCAGCCUCCGCGACACCGAGGCCGUCGUCGCGCACAUCCACUCCCUCGCCCCCGCCACCAAAGAAGCCCUCGUCAAACCCAUCCUCACCCCGCGCUUCGCCCCCUCCUGCACCCCGCCCUCUCUCGCGGGGCUCGCCGCCCUCGCCAAGCACCACUCCCCCCCGCUGCACAUCCAGACGCACAUCGCCGAGAACGUCAACGAGAUCGCCCUCGUCCGCCAGCAGUUCCCGGCCUGCGCGCAUUACGCGGCCGUGUACGACCAGGCGGGCUUGCUCACGCCCCGCACCAUCCUGGCGCACGCCGUGCACUUCUCCCCGGCGGAGCGGUCGCUCGUCGCCGCCCGCGGCGCCAAGGUCAGCCACUGUCCCGCGAGCAACUCGGCGCUGGGGUCGGGGAUCUGUCCGGUCCGCUGGCUGCGGAGGGGCGGGGUCGUCGUGGGGCUGGGCAGCGAUGUGAGCGGCGGGUAUAGUGUGGGGUUGCUGGAGGGCGUGCGGCAGGCCUGUUUGGUGUCGCGGUUGCUGCCGUUCCUGAAGGACCCCGAGGGAGAGGAAGACGGAAAGGGCGAGGACGGGGUCGUCUCCGUCGAGGAGGCGCUGUACCUCGCCACGCGCGGCGGCGCCGCCGUCGUCGAUCUGCCCGAUCUGAUCGGCGGGUUCGAGCUGGGCAUGGCCUGGGAUGCGCAGUUGAUUCGGCUGGGGCGGUUCCAGCCGGCGGGGCUGUGGGGGCCGGACGGCGUCGGCAGUAAUGUCGAUGUGUUUGGCGAGGAGAGCUGGGUCGAGAAGGUGCAUAAGUGGGUGUGGAGCGGGGAUGAUCGCAACGUCAGGGCGGUCUGGGUGCAGGGCCGGUUGGUGCAUGGGAGUGUUGGUGACGGUGAUGGUGGUGAUGAGGGGUGGAGUGCGUGGAAGUGGGUUUGGGGGCUGGUCGGGGUCGGCGCUGCUUGG
Messenger RNA from Aspergillus aculeatinus CBS 121060, 1299 nucleotides. Its product is annotated as Metallo-dependent hydrolase. NCBI's taxonomy places the organism in Eukaryota, Fungi, Ascomycota, Eurotiomycetes, Eurotiales, Aspergillaceae. Gene Ontology annotation, molecular function: zinc ion binding; guanine deaminase activity. Gene Ontology annotation, biological process: guanine metabolic process. The record is from RefSeq and is a predicted model, not a curated record. The transcript has a single exon. Gene Ontology annotation, cellular component: cytosol. The annotation marks the transcript as partial.